This is a messenger RNA of Paramecium octaurelia, 933 nucleotides long. NCBI's taxonomy places the organism in Eukaryota, Ciliophora, Oligohymenophorea, Peniculida, Parameciidae. The record is from the annotation of a GenBank genome assembly.
AUGUAAAAAACAUUUUUGGUUUCAGGGUUGACACUCCUUUUAAGCACAAUAGGUUACAUCCAAAAUCAAUAACCCGUUGAUAAUGUCUCCAGGGCGUUUGAAAGAUUUAAGAUGAGAUAUUUAAAAUCUUACGAAUUAGCUGAAGAAGCUUUUAGAAGAGCCAUAUUUGAAUAGAACUAUGCAAAAAUUUUAGCUCACAAUGCUGACAGGAAAUUUACAUACUUAGCUGAUAUUAAUCAAUUCACCGAUUUGACUUAGGAUGAAUUUGUUGCUAUCUAUUUGACCUAUACCCCACCUAUGGGAUGGUAACCAUCUGAUGAAGAAGUCGUGUAAGAAGGUCUUAUACCAAAUGAAAAAGUUGAUUGGAGAUCAAAAGUUCGUGUUAAGAGCCAAGAAAGUUGCGGAGCUAGUUGGGCCUUUUCUGCAGUUGGUGCUGUAGAAGCUUUCUUUAAAAUCACAAAAAAUCUAGAUUACAAUUUAUCUGAAUAAUAAUUAAUUGAUUGUGAUAAGGCUAAAAGCAAAGGAUGUAAUGGAGGUUAUCCAGAUUUGGCUAUCAAAUAUAUUUCAACUAAUGGAGUAGAACCUGAAGAUCACUAUCCUUAUAGGGCUAGAGAUUUAGCAUGUGCAGCUAUAACAGGAAGAUAUAAAAAUUCAGGUGUUUAAAGCAUUCCCAAUUCAGGUUUAAUAGUCGCAAUAAAGGAAUAUCCAAUUUCCGUUUGUGUUGAUGCCACAAAUUGGAGUAACUAUAGAAUGGGAGUUUUUAAUAACUGCAACAAGAAUAUCAAUCAUGCAGUUCUGGCAGUAGGUUAUGAUGCUUCAGGUAAUUGGAUCAUAAAGAACUCUUGGGGAACAAGCUGGGGAGAAAAUGGUUUUAUGACUUUAAAAGCAGGAGAUACUUGUGGUGUUACUUAAAUGGCUGUCAAAGCAAUUUGA